ACCAAACUGGAUGUUAACUGGGUGGAAGGAUCUGCAGAAAGAACCUCAGCUUGUCAGGAAACCAGUGAUCCGCAAACUCCGGCUGAACCUGAAGAUGGCAACAGUCACCUGCGCGUCAGUGAUCCACAUGAAACCGAGUCCUCGGAACAUCAGCGGGAAGUUGAGGAAGAGCCGUCACCGGACACUGAACAGACGGGCUGCGACGACGUGGGUGAGACUGGGGAAGAAACAGAGGUCAAAGUUCAAUUGAGUGAUAAUGAGGAUGGUGCCUCUCCAGCGAGUCACGGGGAUUUACUGGCGGAGACAGAAAAGGACGAAGAGGCGAGAAACGUCAAAGUCGAGGAGGAGAAAAAGAGUGACUGGAUCACAGUUGGGCUCACUGGUAAAAUGGAGGACGGUGACUCACAUGUGCCGGACGCAUGCUUUAUCAGAGCACCUGAGGGUGCGGCGGGAGGCCUGAGGUGUGACAUGGCCGACGCCUGCAGCUGUCUCAUGGUGACCAGCUCAGAGGAGCUGGUCAGCAGAGUGAUCAGGGUCACACUUCAUGGCAGAGCCAAAUUCCCCUUCCCCGUGACCGUGGUCGUGCCGUUUUGUGCACGUUACCGCGGCAACUACAGGGACGUUGCUGUCAAGAUAAUCGAUGGGGAGAGGAGGGUGAGCUACCUCACUCCUGUAGCAACGGAGGGAAUAUAUGGAGGACAGAGGGGCUCGUUUGCGGAGGUGAGAGUCUACUCCCUGGGUCUCUUUGCGGUUGUCUCCUGUCUAAAAAAAGAAAACUACACAAUCCCCAGAAGAGGUUUGUCCCUAAAGCUCUCCAUGGACCACCGCGUUUGCCUCAACUACCUCCCAGGAGCUUUCACUGUUCCAGUAAUGGCACAAACCAUGAUCCAGCCCGUAGAAGCCAUCCUCCUGGCUUCCGUCAAGUCAAGACGCGACGUCUUUCAUUCAGUGGUGUCUACGAGCCCGCUGCUCGACCUCACCCACCCGACCUCGCGGCCCAUGAGGAGACCCCUGACUGUGACUCUACCCUGUCCCCCAAACCCUGAAAAGAAGAGGGGCACGAGGGGACAAGGGAAACGCACGGAGCAACCCGCUUCCCCAAGAGUAAGAAUACUGGGCGCCUCUUUGACGUCCGUGAAGGAAAUGUCCACUGAGCUGCUGAUCGCUCUGGGUUCGCGGGACAAACAGUGGAGCGUCCUGGAGAAGGUCACAGUCAGAAGCCAGCAGAGCGGACUGGUGUCCUUCGAGCUGACAGAGAAUUUCGACAGACUGUUGGUGGUUCGCCUCCUCUCACCACUGCAGCCUUGUCACCUCGUGUCACUGGCGGAGGAGCUGGAGGAGUCGGUCGGCUGCCACGGGGUCACGGUCGUCCUCCAGCGGCGGCAGGAUGACCCUCACACCGCUCUGGUGGCUGCGCUGCCCAGCAGAGACCUCAGCUGGGAGCUGAACAAACUGAGAGCGCGGGGCAACGGCGGCCUCCUGGAGACCUCGUCCGAUAUCUCCAUGUGCGAGGGAGACCAGCUUCUACUGCGGUUCAGUGGCAACAUCACCUCCACAAGGAGUCGUGGUGACCAAAACGACGUCCCACUCGAGCGACUCACCUUCCACACUCAGCGCAUGAAUCACCUCCAGGUGCAUCUCACUGAAGUGGACCCGUUUGGGAACUACAGCUCCCCUCACUAUAAAGGCACGGCGCUCUUUUAUAAAGUGACCAGGGGUGAGCUGCAGUGGCGGGGCGACACGGCGGCCGUCCCCAAGGACGCAACGCGCCGGGGGGAUCCCGUGUGCGCGCUGCCUCUGACUUUACCCAAGAGAGCGAGGAGCAUAAAUCGGCCUGUCGCGGCGAGGGUGAAGUUGUGUGAGGAGACAGACGCCCUGUCAGACUCUCUUCUUCUCUGGCUGGCCGGGGAGCUUUCAGAGGAGGAAACAGUAGCGCUGGUGUCGUCCCUGCGUCUCCGUCGCAGCACCGCACAGCUGGUGAAGCUGCGGGCUGGUGACAGCGUGUCCAUGCAGGCCUUCCACAUCCUGGCCAUGUGGAGGAGAGGACAACCAGCUCACCCCCACCAGCCCAAGGCCUCUCAUUUGGCUCAGUGCCUGGCAAAGAGCGGCCGGCCAGACCUGGCCCGAGAGCUGCUGCUGCGGCAGGCUGCAGCCGACAGGCAACAGGCUCAUUGAAAUUGGGGGAAAUCACAUUGGUUUUCAAUGCUUCUGUGUGCAACAGGGAGGCCACAUGAGUUGCCUGCAAUGCUUGGUUUAAUCCACAAGGGGGCAGCAUUGGUCUAUUAGAGUUUGUGCUCUUUUCAACAUGAUUCAAAGUUCAUUUUGCUUAAAACGUAUUAAUCUGUCCUGUCUUGUUAAACAUCUUCUACCUCUUAUCAUUUAUUGACUUAACAAUGAUAAUAGGGGGUGACGGACUGUAACCCAAUGAUAGAGCAAGUCACUAAUAUGUGUAUCUGGGAUCAACUACAUGUAUAAUACAGACCAUUUACCAUUUAAUUAUGAUGCUAUUUCAUAUAACUGUAUAUAAAAAAACACAUGUAGACUACUGGAUGCUGAACAAAGUCCCGUUUUGAAGCCUCAAGUGAGUUUUUGCAACAAGAAAUAUAAAGAUAUAAUUUUGUAAUAUUCUCUCUAAAGCGCAAUAUCAUUUAUUCUACUGACGAAGACCUGAAACUAGCGAUCACAGGUACAUUUUUACUGAUAUUAUAAAUCAAGUGAAAGUUAUUUUUGCAACCA
This is a messenger RNA of Solea senegalensis (Senegalese sole), 2736 nucleotides long. It is a transcript of the gene dthd1, whose product is annotated as death domain containing 1. The transcript is spliced from 9 exons. NCBI's taxonomy places the organism in Eukaryota, Metazoa, Chordata, Actinopteri, Pleuronectiformes, Soleidae. The annotation marks the transcript as partial. The record is from RefSeq and is a predicted model, not a curated record.